Triticum turgidum subsp. durum (durum wheat) is the source of this 1887-nucleotide messenger RNA. Lineage: Eukaryota; Viridiplantae; Streptophyta; Magnoliopsida; Poales; Poaceae. The record is from the annotation of a GenBank genome assembly.
AUGUGCAUAGGGGGCAACGUGCACAGAAGCAGAAAGGAUCCCCGCCCCCCUCGAAAGAGGGCAUUCAAUUCAAAGCUCGCACCCGCUCUCCUCCCUUGCCAGCCGAGGAGACAGGGAGCACGAGGAGAGCGAAGACCGCGCAGAGCAGAGAGACCAGAGAGGGAUAAACCUCCCUCCAUUUUUAUUACACCAAAAACCCACCGCGAAGGUCUCUCCAGAUUCGCUCCACGUUCCUCGCAACGCUCCCCGCUCGCCGAAUCGAGCCCCCAAUGUGCGCGCCAGCAGCGCGGGCGAGUGCGAGAUCCGGGGGCGCCGUUUGACCUGGGCAGGGCAGACGGCUCCGGCUCCGACUCCGGGCGCUGCCGCAUUCGGCGAGGGUUGGCGCUCCGGGGUGAGAAUUACUUAUCGAUGACUCGGGCAUCAACUCUUGAUUUUCGGCGGAAGACGCAGGGUCAGAACAACUGGUCUGGGCCGUUGCGCCCAGUAAACGUCAUCAGAAAUAAAUUCCCUACCUACAAGAAUGGUUUGAAUGGGAUAGUCAUCAAAUUUGCAGAUGAGCCAGAAAUGCCAUCUCUUAAGGAGUCUGUUGCUAAAGAGACAGCAGAUCUGCUUGAUCGGCGUCAGCGUCUUUCAGUCCGCGAGCUCGCAAUGAAAUUUGAGAAGGGCCUCAGUACUGCCACAUUAUUGUCUAACGAGGUUAAAUGUAAACAAGUGGCUUUAUUGGAGCGAGACAUCCUUCUGAAGAAUCUAAAGAGUGUAUUGGAGUCACUGAGAGGUCAAGUAGCUGGCAAAUAUAAGGAUGAAAUCGAGGAAUCAGUAUCUAUGGUGGAUAUUUUAGCAGUUCAGCUGUCCAAAAGAGAAAAUGAGUUGCUUCAGCAGAAAACCGAGGUCACGAGAAUAGCGACUUCACUGAAACUGGCUUCUGAAGAUGCUAGGAGAAUUGUUGACGAAGAACGAACUAAUGCCCGCACGGAGAUUGAAAAUGCUAGAGCUGCUGUACAAAGAGUUCAAAAAGUACUUAAAGAGAAAGAGAACAGUUCACAAAGAAUUGGGAAGCAGGAUGUGGAUGAACUUAGGGAAAAAGUUCAAGAAGCACGGAGAGUGAAGAUGCUGCAUUGCCCCAGCAAGGCAAUGGACAUAAAAAGCGAGAUCCAUGUUCUACGUGAUCAAUAUGCUGAGAUAUCUUCCAUUUCUGCUCAUCUUUUAAAAGAGUUGGAGUUGCACCAAAGUUUUAAGGAAAAUGGCGUGCCCUCAUGUGAGUUGGAGGGUCUCGAAAGCUUAGGCUCAAUGCUGUGCGUAGUUGUCAAGAAUGAUGUGGCUUUAUUGAAUAGUUCAGUACAAUGGUUUCGCAUACAGCCUGAGGGACACAAGAAGGAAAUCAUUUCCGGUGCCACAAAGCUAGCAUAUGCUCCAGAACCUCAUGACGUAGGGCGGUACCUGCAAGCUGAGGUUAACCUUGGUGGUCAAACCUCUGUCGCAAAGACUGCUGGCCCACUAGACCCUGCACCAGGUUUGGUCGAUUAUGUAGAGACCCUUGUAAGGAAUCCUGAAAACGACUACAAUGUUGUUGUCCUUCAAGUGAACGGAAUCUACCAACCUACAGAUUCCAUCCAUGUCCUAUGCGUCGGGAAACUGCGGAUGCGACUUGCCAAAGGAACGACGGUAGUAGCCAGGGAAUUCUACUCGUCGUCGAUGCAGCUAUGCGGCGUUAGAGGCGGCGGAGACGCUGCGCCACAGGCAAUGUUCUGGCAGCCGAGGGAAGGCCUCAGCUUGGUCCUGGGCUUCGAGACGCCAAGGGAGCGCAACUCGGCGAUCAUGCUCGCCCGGAGAUUCGCCAUCGAUUGCAACAUUAUCCUCGCCGGUCCAGGGGACAAAACUCCGUGGUGA